Molecule: messenger RNA, 1706 nt
Organism: Rhododendron vialii
Lineage: Eukaryota; Viridiplantae; Streptophyta; Magnoliopsida; Ericales; Ericaceae
Product: protein RMD5 homolog
Exons: 3
Coding region: 336-1496 (386 amino acids)
Biological process (GO): proteasome-mediated ubiquitin-dependent protein catabolic process
Cellular component (GO): GID complex; cytoplasm; nucleus
Molecular function (GO): ubiquitin protein ligase activity; protein binding
Source: RefSeq, a predicted model, not a curated record
UUCGUAGAAUGAUCCCAUUUUAAGCAAGCAGAACCAUUUAAGCAAUCAUAAAAAUCUGCCCUUUUGAGGAGCGUUUACUUAUCAGUUAUAUCAUAAAGGUUUCGCAUUCGCAGUACUCAACUUAACGAUUGCUUCUGUGCACGACUCUCCUCUUCUAGCCUCUUCUUCAGCUUGUAGGUUGCCUCCCGAGUUGUGUAAUCUCCUUGGCACGGGCAACUGCAUCCCUAUUAGGUCGUAAUAGGGGAAGAAAGGGAGGUGCAAUGCUCUUGAACGGGUGAUUUUCCCUUUCUAAAUUCGGUCAAAAAACCAAAGAGUGCUUUUUCAUCAGUUUGACAAUGGAGCUUAAUACCACCAAAGAUGCAUUUGAUCGUGUCACAAAGAAGCAGAAGCUAUCCACUACGAAAUCUCAAGAACUAAUUGAACUGCUUGGCCAAGAGAUAGAAAACGCAUUGUCAAAACUCCAAUCAUCCCCUGAUACUACUUCCCAACCGGAUCAUAACGUGAUCCUGAGUGAACUGAAAAGCAAAUUGAGUGAGAUUGCUCCACUCAGUCAGAUGGAAGGCACGCAGAAAGAACUCAAUAUAGCCCUGAGCAAGUAUCCAAAGAUCCUUGAAAAAUUGUUCAACCCCGACAUAGCAAAAGCUUAUAGAAGUGUCGACUUUGAUACUCACACAAUUAACCAGAUAAUUGCUAACCAUUUCUAUCGGGAGGGCAUGUUUGAUCUGUGUGAUUGCUUUGUAAACGAGGCCAAGGAAACAGAAGCGGCCACAAUGCGAACUCCUUUCAUGGAAAUGUAUGAGAUACUCAAUGCCAUGAAAUCUAGGGACCUAAAGCCGGCACUGACCUGGGCUGCUGCCAACCGUGACAAACUGAAGCAAAACGGAUCCCACCUUGAUUUGAAACUUCACCGUUUGCAGUUUGUGGAAAUACUUCAGACCAGAGGGAGAGACGAAGCGCUCAACUACGCUAAAACUUUCCUUGUUCCCUUCGCUUUGGACCACAUGGCUGAAUUCCAGAAGCUAAUGGCAUGUCUAUUGUGGGCUGGAAGGCUUGAUAUUUCCCCCUACGCUGACUUACUUUUGCCAACCCAUUGGGAUGAUCUGAUCGAGGAGGUCAACCGUCAGUUCUGUAAUAUUCUUGGACAGCCUUUCCAGAGCCCGUUGAGCGUGACAGUUGCUGCUGGAGUCCAAGGGUUGCCGACACUUCUGAAACUGAUGAAUGUGAUGAUGGGGAAGAAGCAGGAGUGGCAGUCUAUGAAGCAGUUGCCCGUGCCAGUGGAUCUGGACACGGAGUUUCAGUUCCAUUCGGUGUUUGUGUGUCCAGUGUCUCGGGAGCAAGCGAGUGAAGAGAAUCCGCCAAUGUUGUUGUCGUGUGGGCACGUGCUGUGUAAGCAGUCCAUAACGAAGUUGUCCAAGAAUAACAGCACAAGGCCUUUCAAGUGUCCGUACUGUCCGUCGGAGGUUGAAGUUUCUAAAUGUAGGCAGUUGUACCUCUGAUUUGUGGUUCUUUCUCACUUAAAUGUAUUGAAUUAUUAUUUCGUGUUGGAAAGACAAUGUUUGGUGUUGUUUCUUGCCGGAAUGCGGUGUUGAUUGUGGCAAAAUCUAGUAUGUUCAUUGUGUUAAUGUGUAAAAUGCAUUCAGUGUACAUAAAAAGUGUUCUUUGCACAUUUUGUUCUCUAUGAAAUGAGAAAACAAGAUGGUUGUUAA